Messenger RNA from Acanthosepion pharaonis, 708 nucleotides. The record is from the annotation of a GenBank genome assembly. Lineage: Eukaryota; Metazoa; Mollusca; Cephalopoda; Sepiida; Sepiidae.
AUGCACAAAAAAGAAAAAAAAGAAUUGCGUCCACCUGCUGUGUCAAUGGGGAAGAGCCAUAGCUCUACAGUACACUUUCAGUCCUUUCAAGGUCCAAAAGUUUUUAUCUUUUCUCUCUUGUGUAGAGAAAGUUCUCUUUAUGGUGACCAAACUCUCUUCUUUCUUCACUUAUUUUCCUCUCGUCCGCCUGGAUAUUACGCCUUUCUUUUACGGCUGCUAGAAUGUGGAAAUUUACUUAAACAUGUGGUAAAAUACUUUUUGAAAACGCACGUGUUCGCUCCUUCGUCUUCUUCUCAAACGGCUUUGGCUCCAAACUCCACUUACGGACUUCUUUUCAAACUUUCUUUUCUGAGGCUUCUUCGAGAGGACUUCUCAAAAAAUUUCUCUGAAGGGAAAAAUUGCCCACAACAAUUUCUUACCCAUGCAUCCUUCACUUAUGGGCAAACGCUGCCUGCCUUUUCAGCAGGGAGAGAAAGAAAAACUCCUGUCUCUCAGCGGUCUCGUUUUCAACUGCUGCUAAGGUCUAGUCCCAGUUCUCCCUUCCCCUUCAAAGGGGGGGGGGCGGUUCACCUUUUACCGGCCAAUCAGUCCAUUAAAAAAAAAUAUCAGCAGGUUCUUAGGGCCAGUAACACAAUGAGUGUCUUUUGUUCUCCCUUUACCGUAAAAAUUUUCAAAAAAUUCAUCAUGAUCAUUAAUAUUAUUUUCUGA